AUGGAUACUCCAGUAGAGCACCAAGAGAAUUUUGUCAAAGACAAGGACCCAACAGAAGAUGACCCUAGUCAAAUUCCGACCCGCAAUCUGGAGCAUCUCUUUGGCUCCUCAACCACAAUUCGCUGUGCCUUGCAGAACCAUUGCAUUCCGUGUGGCUAUAAGAUUUGCAACUCUGAUGUGGCGCUGGACGGCGAGUUCAACAAGGUGGUUCCCAAUCAGAGACCAGAGCAGUGCCCUCGAGCCAAGAAGCAGGAAGGUCCAGAUUAUUCCAUGGGUUAUCAGACAAACGGAAUGCGAGUGCUGACUGUGGGAGACGGAGAUUUUUCGUUUAGUUUGGCAGUGGCUCGGUUGCUCUCUUCUGCUACUAAGAGUUUCAAGAAGAAGAAGAAGGGCGUGAAUCUGGUGGCCACGAGCUACGAAUCCAAAGAGACGUUGCAGAGGGUUUAUCCCAGAUUCGAAGAAACAUCUGCGGAAUUGACAGAUUUGGGUGCCACACUGUGCUAUCAGGUGGACGCCACUCGCCUCCACGAAACUCUUCCACCAUCAAGAACACUGUCUAGUUUUCACAGAAUUGUUUGGAAUUUUCCAUGUACUGCUAUUGACGAGGGACAAGAUGGGCAAAACGAUGCCAUGGAGAGCAACAAGCAACUGGUCCGAACCUUUGUCGAAAAUGCCCGACGGUUGGUGGAUCCGGGUGGUGGAGAAAUUCACAUGUGUCACAAAACAAAGCCUCCGUUCAAUCAGUGGCGGAUAGAACAAGUGGCCGUGGAGAAGUGCCAAAAGGAUGGGCCUCGCGUUGUCUAUAGAGGUCGUGUCGUGCUGGACAAAUGUCUUCUGCCUCCCUAUCAACCACGAAAAGCCUUGCACUCCAAGAGUUUUCCAUGCCACGAUGCUUGUUUUUAUGUGUUUCGAGUUGGCGACAAGAAGAGUGACACGGUACAAGAAACCAUUCGAGAAAAUCUAUCCUCCGAAUUCGAUCCCACAGAAGACAACAAAAGGGAAACUUUAGUUCCUGUUACGAGAAAGCUAGUGUUAACCAUUCGGCGAAGCUUGCUCGACCAGGCAGCCAACAAGCAUCGGAAGAGUCGCCAAGGAGGAAGACAGCAAAAGAGACGGAAGCGAUAG
Messenger RNA from Seminavis robusta, 1125 nucleotides. NCBI's taxonomy places the organism in Eukaryota, Bacillariophyta, Bacillariophyceae, Naviculales, Naviculaceae. The record is from the annotation of a GenBank genome assembly.